GAGAGGGAAGAGGGCACGCGGCCUAAGGCGGUCUGCGGCUGCCCUUCUGAGGGCGGCUUCGUUGGCUUCGGGAAGAUGGCGUCGGGCUGAGUGGCGGUUUGAAUUCCGAGCCCGCCGCCAAAGUCGGGAGCAGAGCAGCCCGUGCCACCGGCGGAGGAGCCGCAGCCGCCCGCUCUCGUCCCCUCUCUCUCUCCCUCCGCCAUGGACUCCCUCCCGGCGGAGGACCCCACCUUGCCCUUGGGCUUCAACGGCAGUGUCAACUUUUCCCAACUUCCAGAUGUCUCUGGAGACGAGAUUCGCAUUCAUCUGGGAAGUGGAGGAGGAGGAGGGUUGCCAGAUGUGGCGGAAGACACCGUGUCACCCACCAGAGCGCGGUCAAUGAAGGACUUUGAAAAUCAAAUCAUCGAGCUGCGGAAAGAGAACUUCAACCUUAAACUGCGCAUAUAUUUCCUGGAGGAACGCAUCCAGCAGAAGUUUGAUGGCCCCAUCGAAGACAUCUACCGAAUUAACAUCGAACUGAAAGUCGAACUGGAAAGCUUGAAACAAGAACUGCAGGAGCGUGAACGGUUGCUUGUCAAGGCUUCGAAGGCAGUGGAAAGCUUGGCUCAAGGCGGCGAUGCCGAGAUCCAGCGCCUGAAGGAGGAAUCUCAUAAGAAAGUCCUGGAAGUGGAAGAGAGCUUGACUAGCAGGAUCAACCUUUUGGAAGAAGAUCUUAAAAUGGCGCAGGAGGAAGCGGAGAAGGCCUUUGCGGCGACGGAGCGGGAAAGGGUCCUGAGGCUAGCCGCCGAGCAACAGCUCUCUUUGAUGUCGAACAUGCAGCCGAGGGACCAGGAUGUGAUGGCGGCUCUCGAAGAGAAGGACAGGCGUAUAGAGCAGCUGAGCUUGUCCCUGAAAAAUCAAGAAGCCCUGAUCCAGAGCCUGGAAGAGGCCGCGUCCCAGAGGCAGUCGGCGGAGGAGAGAUUGCCAGCGGAAAAAAUCCAAGGCCUUUCAGCGGCUUUGAUGCGAGAGAAAGAGCAGGAACCAGAGGCUCUCGGCCCAGAAUUCAGCAGUGAGAAAGCCGACUUGGAGAAAAAGAUUCAGUCCCUUCAGGAGGAACUUUGCGAACGUGAGACUGAACUUUCUGUCGAGAGGAAAAACGCUCUGAAACGCGACAAAACGAUCCAAGGAUUAACUCUUGCUUUAAAAACCAAGGAAAACGAGAACGAAGAACUCGGUUCUGAAAUUGAAGGUUUGACUGCGUCGUUGGCCAAAGCCAGAGAGACCAACCAUAAAGUUCAGAUGCAGAAAUUCAAGGGUGCCGAAGACUCUCACGCCAUCUUGCUGGAGAAAGAAAGCCUCCUGGCUGACUUGCGGUCUGAAAACCUGACCAAAGACACAGAGAACCGCAAGCUCCAAAGGCGGGUCAAGAGGACUGAACAAGAGCUGAGCGAUUUGCGUCUUGAGAGGGAGAAGCUGGUGAAGGAGCUGGAGGAAGCCCAGCUGCAGAGGAGCAGAAGCGACAAGACCAUCAACGAUCUUAGAAACCAGCUAGAGAAAACUCAGGAUGAAAUGAUUGAAAAAGAGAAGGCGGUGGAGCGUCGUUUCAGUGUCCUCCUGAGCGAAGGCAAUCAGAAAUUGCAGAGCCAGGAAUUGGCCAUCUCACGCCUCACAGGCAGCGUCGCCCAGAAGGAGGAGUUGCUCCAGAAACUCGAAGCAGUGGUUCAAGAAAAGGAUGCAGAGCUUCAGGAAUGGUCUGUGAAGCUUCAAACCCUUUCAAAAGACUACGAAGCUCUUCGAAAGCAGAAUGAAGACUUGGUCAAGGAGAAUUCUGCUGCCUUGGCUCAACAGCAUGCCGUUACACUGUCCGAAGAGUUGGAGAAAACAAAGGAAUCUGAAUACGCUGACAUGCUCGAAGCCCUCAGGAAGGAGCGUGACAUUUUUUCGACUCUGAUCAAGUCCUUGAAGGAGGCGGAUGGCAUAAAUAACCUGCAGGAGGAGAUGAGUAACAUCCUCGAGUUGCGGAAACAGCUGGAAGAGAACGUUUUCGCGGCCUGGAAUUUGCGGAAAGCCCUGGAGGAUCAGAUCAAGGCCAACCGGAAGGAAGAGGAAACACUGUCAUGUUGGAGCGACCAGACCUCUUACAUGAGCUUUUGCUUAAGAGGACGGGACCAUUUGGACUUGCAGAUAGACCACCUCUCCGUGGAAGAGCUGAAGAAAAAGAUUGUCGAACUCUUCUCAGUGGUGAAGGAGCUGCAUUUAGAGAUCCAAGACCUUCGAAGGAAGCAGCUGGACUACUCCCCGUCUGGUUCCCUGGAAAAGGAGAGUCAGAGGCUGUUGGACAACAGUGAGUUUCUGGAAAGCCCGGAAGCCAGCCGGACUCUGACCGAAGGUUUUGACGACGAGACAAGUCAGGGCCCCGAGAUGGUCGGCGAGGUAAUUCCGUCUGACUAUCCGGAUAGACAGGGUAGGAAUCUAAAUAAGUCCGGGCUCAAAGAUGAGCCGGCUGACGGCGCAGACUUCCCUGGUGAUGAAUGUGAAGCUCAAGAGGGGCGUUCGGAAGCUGCGUCUCUUUUCAGUGGAUCGAGCAGACAGGAACAAAUGAAAAUUGCAAAUAAGCCGUUAGAUCAUCUGAACGCAAGCGAGCGGGACGGUUCGAGCGACGAUCUGGAGAAUAAAGAUGAGAAAGAUCUUAAGCGGUUGAUUAUUCAACUGAGAGCCGAACUCAAAGAGCUUGCCCAAGUAAAUAAAUCCCAGGAGCGGCAACUUGAAUCGCAGUCCACUGUGGCUGAAAAAGAAGGGCUUGAUCCCAAACCUGGGCCGCAGAUUAAUACGGAGGCGGAAGCGUCAAAAGUGGAAGUGAAAGACACGGCUACACAAACAGCGGUGGCGGAAGGGAGCGUCGGGAGGCUAAAACAUGAAGGUGGAAUCGCAAGCUGGGACGAUAAAGCGAAAUCUUCCCGAUUGAAUGAAGAACGGCGGCAGAAGAGAGUCUCAACGAAGAGCAAGCAGCUGGAGAAGCCCCUGCGUUUGAGUAAAACGAACAAAAGCGAUCUUUGCCCUUCGUUCAAGAAAUCCCGCUUGCCUGUCCGACUGAAGCCCUCGAAGUCCUUGGGAAGCCUUUCCUCGGGUUCCUUCCCUCUGAAGCCAGACCUGCGUCUCCAGCAUCGCAUGUUCAACCUGGAUGAGGAUCUGAAAGGACAAUGCACACAGCAGCCCCAGCCACUUCCUGAACUACACCCGAGUGAAGCAGAAAGCGGGACGCAAGAUCUGGAUCGAAUGUUAGUUGGAGCCGAAUCGUUGAUUGAUGGCUCUGAAGUGGAUACCAGCUUCAUCAGUAUUGAAAGCAAAGAUGAAGUGUCUGAGAAGGAUCAAAGCACAUGCCAAGCUGAGUCUUCGGGGAAGAUCACUGUUUCCAACGUAGAUGUCAGUUUUGUCAGUGUUGGGAGCCAAGAAGUGUCCAGCAAGCGCCUGAGCACAAGCCUAGAAACUGAAACGAUCAAGAUGGAGCCAGACGUGGCAACUUCGAAAGAGCUCGAUCAAGAGGAAUCCAACCUCUCAAAUAAGCAGGAUGGUGAUAUGGCUACCACUGCAAGUGUGCUCUCCCUCAAGCUGAGUGGCACAACCCUUGAGACGCUUGACUUCGAUGACGUUGAUGACGUCAAGGAACUGAGGCAACGAAUUAAGGAUCUGACGUCCAAACUGGCAAAAUACCAUACGUUGAUGACCUGCUUUUCGGUGCCUGCUGAGCUGCCCCCUCUCAGCAUUCAUUUGAGUGCCGUCCAUAGUCACGAGGACCUGCCCGCUGAAGGUCAGCUUCCUCCAACGCUGGAGGGUGAGAAGCCGGAGUCGCAGGCUUUCUCUGAGGUGCCCCAGAAAGUGGAAUAUGGCGUCCAGGUAGACGAUCUCUCGUCCCGUCUCUUAGAGGAACAGAACGAAGCGAUGGUGGAGAAGCUGAAGGAACUGCUCUCCGAAAAUGAGGCUGAACUUGAGAAGGAGCAGAUUGCCAACAUGCACCUCCUGGACAAAGUAUACCGCCUUCAGAAGAAGCUAAAAGGAGCAUCACUGGAGGAGUCCGUCUCCCCAACCUCCUCCCCGGCGCCUGAGGAGGCCUGUCAGCGCCAGAAAAUGCAACAUCUCCACGACAUCUGUGCCACCUACCGCCAGCACUUGACCAACCUAAUCCGAACUUUUGAGGAGCUUCUUCAGACCAGCGAAGUGGAUUAUUACGUUGCCGAGGGCUUCCGGGAACAGCUCGGCCAAAGCGCCAAGCUGUUUGAGAGGCUGGAACAGCAGUGCCUCUAUGGAGAGUCAAUAGAGGAUGAAAUGACUGAACUUGGUGGCCUGGUACAAAGAUUAUCUGACGUUGAGAUGUCACGAAAACCAUCUUGUCUAGAACCAUCCAGGCAUAAAGAUGAAGAAGCAGCAGCAGCUCAAGUUGAGGGGGAAAAAGUGACUGUUGCACCCAGCCCUUUUCACUCAAAGCUCUUAAUGGAGCAUCUCCAAGAAAUCCGAAUGCUGAGGCGCCAGCUCGAGGAAUCCAUCAAAACCAACGACCGUUUGAGGAAACAGCUUGAGCAACAGGGGUCAGGUUGUGCACCAGACCAAGGUUCGGCAAACGUUUGUAUCCGUGGCGUGGAGCAACAUCAUUCCCUGACUUCUGAAAUUCAUUUCCUGAGAGAGCAAAAUCAGGUCCUAAACGUAAUGCUGGCACAAGGAUCUCGAGACAAACAGAAGGAGAAUGAGAAGUUACGCGAAUCUCUGUCCAAGAAGCAUCUGGCCUUGGAGCAGCUUCAUGCGGACUGUGAACGCCUCAGGAAGGAGAACGAGACACUCCAGAAGGAAGUCAGGAAACGGGAGGAAGAAAACGGCCGCCUGACGGAUGAGGUUUACAGUGUCCGGAACGAAUUGAACAGGGUGCAGAUGGAGCUGAACGCCAACAAGUCCCAGCUCUUGGAGAAUGACGACUUGCUGCAUUCUUUGCGGCUGGAGCUCAGAGUCUACGAGAAGUUGGACGAAGCAACCAGAAGCCAAGCAGAUUGCCGCCGCGACGCAGCCGACGAAUGCCGGAAAGAGCAAAACCAGCCACCAGACUUGCACGAACUCCUGGCGGAAAUACAGAACUUGAGAGCACAGCUUGAAAUGAGCAUCAAGGCAAACAAGAUGUUGCAUGAGAAACUCGAAGAACGGUCUUCAAGCGGAAAGAGAGGGACCGGCAGCUUGGGGUCAGCUGUGAAUAUCAGCUGCCUUUUCCAGCAAGAAUUGCAGCAUUACAUGGGGAUAAACGAAUUGAAGUUCCCCAAUGCAGACAGCAACGUCCUGGAGUUGCAACAGCGGUACGGCGAUUCUAAAGCACCAUUCAAAGCAGAUACGGAGUUGGCUCUGGAAGGUUUGGGCGGCUCCUCUGGCUGCUCCUCCUCCUCCUCCUGCAAGUCCCGUGACCCGUCCCCUUCCUCCCGCCAUUGCGUUUGGGCGGACAGAAACGGGCGCCACGUCCUCGGCCGGGUGGAAGAUCACAACUCGUUGCGGAGGUAUGUCUCGGAAGGGCGGAAGCUGUUGUUGGAGUUGGAGCUCCCUCUGAAAGACCCUUUACUUCAGGAGCCUGGAGUGACGGCGCCUCUGGGCAAGAUUUCAGCGGCCCUUGGUGCCCUCCGGCACAACUUGGAGGAAGCCGCCUGCCUUGUGAAGCUGUACUGGAGAGUCUCUUUGCCCAUGAAGGUGGUCCACAGUGCCGCUUACUCACUUCAGGAUGAAGCCAUGCGAACUGAGUUGCACAAACUCCGUCGGAAGCUGACCGAGCAGGAAAAGAAGCUGCACAGCACUGUCAAGCGCUUGCACUCCACCAACCAACUGAAAGAAAACAUGGAGAGAGUUAUCAUCGAUCAGUUGGCUUUGACUCACGACGUCUUAAAGAAGGCGCGGGGAAAUUUGGAACUCCAGCCAGCUGAAAACAAGCCACCUGCCUUCAGCCUCAGCCAGACCAGGAUCCUGUGAUGACCACGUCUCCUCUCAAUAAAGGCCUUUUUCUUUCCUGCCGAGCCCAA
Messenger RNA from Anolis sagrei ordinatus, 6020 nucleotides. It is a transcript of the gene CDK5RAP2, whose product is annotated as CDK5 regulatory subunit associated protein 2. Gene Ontology annotation, biological process: chromosome segregation; establishment of mitotic spindle orientation; centriole replication. The record is from RefSeq and is a predicted model, not a curated record. Gene Ontology annotation, molecular function: transcription cis-regulatory region binding; calmodulin binding; gamma-tubulin binding. NCBI's taxonomy places the organism in Eukaryota, Metazoa, Chordata, Lepidosauria, Squamata, Anolidae. Gene Ontology annotation, cellular component: microtubule plus-end; perinuclear region of cytoplasm; pericentriolar material.